Cajanus cajan (pigeon pea) is the source of this 1099-nucleotide messenger RNA. RefSeq lists its product as uncharacterized. The record is from RefSeq and is a predicted model, not a curated record. NCBI's taxonomy places the organism in Eukaryota, Viridiplantae, Streptophyta, Magnoliopsida, Fabales, Fabaceae.
UUAUCCAUUUUAGCACCACGCUAGGUAGUGGUUGUGGUUUGUUACACCUCUAUCAAGCUCAUCUUUUUAGUUGCCCCAUGCGCCUUACGCUAAUCUUGUUAGAGUAGAUUUUUUAUUUUUAAGCAAAAUAAAAUUAAAGGGCUAAUUGGUGGGCCUACCUUGUACUAUGGGCUUAACUAGUUUUGGGUCUAAAGCUGAGCCCACCUUGCAACACGGCUGAAUGCUAAGCGAGCUAGGAUUCUUCUGGUUUCGCUGACGGCUGACGCUGAUAUUAGUCUCUCUGAAUUUCUCUUCUAAUUUAUUGAACCUUUUGUUUUUUAGGUGAUUUUUUCAAGCGAGCCUCGUAAUCCCACUAACUAGAAAAAGUGGUUGUUAUGUUAUGGCGGGGAAGGGUGUUGGGUGUGUGGCAAAGGCAGUAGCAGAAUAUCAAUAUCCUUGGCGUGAGAAGUUGGUGAAAUAUAAGGAUGAACUUGCCAAGGGUGUGUGGGGAUACUGGGAGCUAGGGGCCUGGAAGCCACUCAGUAUCAGUGCUAGGCGUCGUGCUAGACUCCGCAAGGAAGUCCUCCUUGCUGGGGAAGAUUGGCCCUAUGAUCCUCAAAGGAAGGAGAUGAAGACCAAGAGGAAGGGCCACAAAUGUGAUAGGAUUGCCGCCGAGAAGCGUGAAAACACUGUGAAGUUGAUGGAGAAGAUGCCCCAGAUGUUGCUGGAUUACAAGAAGAGAAGGUGGCAGAAGAAGAUGAAGGAGGAAGACAAGGGAAAACUUUGAUUUUCCUCCUCCUCUAGUUUUGGCCAGGUUUAUCACAAACUUUGCCUUUAAGAAAUGGUGUAUUUACUCAUGCAAUGGUGCACCCUUUUAGGGCCUUGAUUGAUAGAUGAUUAACUUUUGUUAUGUGUUUUAAUUCAUAAUAGCCCUUUCAAAAGGCCUCGUGAUUAUAGGAGGGAAAGGGCUUACUACAAUGGAAAUUGCUGUUGUGUUGUUUUGGUUUACGGAUAUGCUUGGUACUUGUUAUGAUGGGAUUGUGUUUAGGUCAUUGGUCCCUUUGUAAUGUGUUAAUUAAUUAGAUUUUUCUUAUAUAAAGUUUCCCCUUUUUUGUUUACA